AUGAGCAGCGGUCAACUGCGAUGGCUGCAACAAAUACCGUCAGUACUGAUUGCACGAUCCAAACAAUCUGAGCCUGGACGGAACAAGGUCGCGGCAUUUGAUCUGGAUAGUACUUUGAUCAAAACGCGUAGCGGCAAGGUGUAUCCAAGGGAUAGCGGUGAUUGGCAGUGGUGGCAUACAAGCGUACCAGGAACAGUGAGGCGUCUGCAUGAUGAAGGUUAUAAAAUUGUGAUAUUCUCGAACCAGAAUGGUCUAAACUCAAGCCAGAGAGUGAAAAGUUUCCAAAACAAGGUAGAAGCCAUUGUGGGCCAGCUUGGUCUACCUGUGGUAUUCUUGGCUGCACUUGCAAAGGAUCGGUAUCGAAAGCCGAUGACAGGCAUGUGGGAGUGGGUUGAACAGGAAGGCAAUGACGAUGUAGCGAUCGACAAGGAACAAAGCUUCUUCGUGGGUGAUGCCGCGGGCCGUGGCGAAGGAUGGAAACCUCGAGAAAAGAAAGAUCAUUCUGCAGUGGACAGAAAAUUUGCAGCAAACAUCCGAUUACCGUUCCAUACACCAGAAGAAUUCUUUUUGAAAGAAUCCAAGGCAGAAUUUACGUGGGGAUUGUUUGAUCCUGCUUCAUACCCAGAAAUGCCAUUGUUUUCUCCAACACUGACCCCGCUUAUUCCAGCAGACCAAGGUCCAGAAGUCAUUGUUUGUGUUGGAUACCCUGCUAGUGGCAAAUCCAACUUUUGCAAGAAGUAUGUAGUUCCAAAAGGCUAUGCUUAUGUUAACCAGGACACAUUGAAAACGCGGGACAGAUGUAUGAAAGCCUGCCAACAAGCUCUUUCUGAAGGCAAAUCAGCUAUCAUUGAUAACACCAAUCCUGAAGCAUCCACACGUGCAAACUACAUUCGAAUUGCAAAGAAUGCCGGUGUUCCUGCACGCUGUUUCUACUUUCAAGCAGACGAGCAUCUUGCACGCCACAACAACUACUUUCGAGCAAUGCAUACGCGUGCAGGAGAAGAGGGAGUUAAGCGCGAGGUCAUGAGCGAUAUUGCAUUUCGAACAUUCAAGUCCAAGUUACAGACACCUCAACUGUCGGAAGGGUUUGAUGAAAUCAAAAAGAUCAACUUUGUUUUUGAAGGAAGCGAUGAAGAUAAGGCAGCUUGGAGCAAAUGGUGGAUUUAA
Molecule: messenger RNA, 1167 nt
Organism: Zychaea mexicana
Lineage: Eukaryota; Fungi; Mucoromycota; Mucoromycetes; Mucorales; Lichtheimiaceae
Product: polynucleotide kinase 3 phosphatase-domain-containing protein
Exons: 8
Coding region: 1-1167 (388 amino acids)
Biological process (GO): DNA repair
Molecular function (GO): ATP-dependent polydeoxyribonucleotide 5'-hydroxyl-kinase activity; double-stranded DNA binding; polynucleotide 3'-phosphatase activity
Source: RefSeq, a predicted model, not a curated record